Molecule: messenger RNA, 1611 nt
Organism: Ustilaginoidea virens
Lineage: Eukaryota; Fungi; Ascomycota; Sordariomycetes; Hypocreales; Clavicipitaceae
Exons: 7
Coding region: 1-1611 (536 amino acids)
Biological process (GO): regulation of gene expression
Cellular component (GO): nucleus
Molecular function (GO): protein binding
Source: RefSeq, a predicted model, not a curated record
AUGACUCACGAACUGGAUUGUAUAUUUGCAGACUUGGGUUUGACCCAGUACCUCGAUGCCUUUAUUCAUCAAGGAUUCGAUGCCUGGGAUAUCAUACUCGAUAUUCAGGAAUCAGACCUAGAUGCUCUAGGGGUAAAACUGGGCCACAGGAGGAAGCUACAACGGCGAAUUGCCAACGCGAGAGGCAUUGCUCCGAGCGCUUCGCUAGCAUCGUCGACCAAAUCUGGCUCCGAUGAGAAGCAGGAUGGAUUGAGUCGUGAUUCACCACGCACCGACGGUACCUCGGAAACCAAUGGCGUCACAAAGAGAAAGUACCGGCGCCACCCGAAACCAGACGAGAAUGCCCCUGAACGGCCGCCGUCGGCAUACGUUUUAUUCUCCAACAAGAUGAGAGAAGACUUGAAAAGUCAGAACCUCACGUUUACCGAGAUUGCAAAGCUGGUGGGGGAAAACUGGCAGAGCCUGCCACCUGCCGAGAAGGAGAUUUACGAGAACCAGGCCAAUUCUGCCAAGGAGAAAUACCACCAAGGGCUGACGGCGUACAAGAAGACGGCAGAGUACCGCAAGUAUGCACAGUACCUCCAUGACUUUAAGGAGAGACAAAGCAGGCAGUACAAAGGUCAAGACGCUUCCAAGAGAAGCAAAAUCGAGCCCCCCAGGCUGCGCCACGGUAGCACAAGCAGCAGCGCACCGCCUACCACGACAAACUCGAGCGCAAGCGGCAGCAGCAGUGAGCGACUGCAGGGGAGCGAACCGCCACCCACAAGGCGAGAGCGAGUCAACUCGUCGGCGUCGGUGGCCGGGUCCCAGUAUUCCUCCGCCGCCCCGACGCCCAUGUCAGGCCCCAACUCAUUCGACGAUGCUGCCCUGUCCCCACGGAUAGCGCAGUUUGACAACGGAAGCCCGACAGACCCUCGGCAUCGCCACUCGAGGCAUCCGUCCUCGCUGCGCGGUGACGCAAGACCCGAGUCGGUGCAUCAGCACCUGCCGUCUCUUUCCGACAUGCUGGACGUCAGACAAACGGGCGUGAGCCACCACCCUCACCCAGCCGCCGCACCGGAAGGCCUCUCGUAUGCUUGCAGCCCGACCGGCGGUGCCAGCCUGGCUCGGCCGUUGUUCGGUGGCGGCGGUCCCGUAAUGCCGGUGGGGCGACCUCCGCCCCUGCGCCAUGAAUCCUCGUCCAACAGCACCAGCGCCUCGGGCAGCUCGGGCAGCUCGGGCAGCUCGGGCGGCUCGGUCGGGAGUUACGGCCGGUCGAUUGGAGAAGGACCUCUCCCCAUCCACGCCCUACUCUCGGACCGGCCCGACGAUGCCAUGUCCAACUUUGAAAGACGUCUCAGCCCAGUAGUAUCCACCAACGAACCGAGCGCAGCCGGCAAGAAUAAUAUGGCCAUGGGUUUUGCUCACGGCCCAAGCGGAUACGGCUUCCAAUCGGACUCAUCGCCGUUCCAACACAUGAAGGUUGAGCAAUCAAGCGAAGGCGACGUGUUGAUGACGACGGAUGAAACUUUGCCCCGACCAAAGUUAAGCCGCGGCGGGAAGAAUAGGCUGGACGGGAUGGAUGCCUUGCUGCGAGCUGGCGAGAUUGUCGGGCGCAAUGUUCGCCGCUGA